UGUAGCUAGCGUUCCGAACUAACAUUAUCCAAAUGCAGUUGGUUAGCUAGUAGCUACCUUCUCUCUGUCAACAGGUUUUUCAGGUUCUUUCUUAAGUUCUUAUUGUGUUACUCUUGAUUCCACAGCCAUUUUUGACAGCGUUUGAUAAUCUAGCUAAAUUGUAAGUGGAACUGUCAACGAGUAGCAGCAGAAAAUAAAUACUAGUCGCGUGCUGAUGACAUCGGAGAAACUGUAUAAAACAGAGCCUCCUCGACGAAUCACGCCACUGGAAAAUUACAACGAGGCCACAAAAAGUCCCUUUACUAAUUUGCCAACAGCCACCAUUUUGGGAGUCAGAAUUGUAUUGGAAAACCACCACCCUUUGGGCCUUAUUAUGGUACACACGUGCGUGGUGGCUGGCUGUCGGAAUAGAAGAAUACCAGGCACAUCAUUGUCUUUUUACCGUUUCCCACGCGAUCCCGACAGAAAGCAGCGUUGGAUAGCUGCUGUGAACAGAGAAGGCUGGCUGCCAAACGACGGGAGCAGGUUGUGUAGUACUCAUUUCAUAUCAGGUAAACAGGUGAAGAAUCCACGCUCGCCGGACUAUGUUCCCUCUGUAUUUACAUCAGCUCCCCUAUCCCCGGAGUCAGAAAUUAAGGAAGAGACUGCUGCCUUUGAAAUCUCAGACAAGCAGGAAGCCCAAGUGGAGGCUGCCAACGCCUUGCUCUUCCUGCAGGGCCAGGGCAGGUCUGUGGUCGACCAGAGGCCGAGCCAGGUGGCCCAGAGUGCAUCCUCAUCCUCUACCAGUGACAAUGGUGAGGAAUCUGAACCCGUGUCAAGCGACAGCAAAGACAGGGGAGGGAAGCCCGGCAAAAGGUCAGCCGCAGAGCCCGACAACUAUGAGGAUGUGCUGAAGAUCUUGAAGAAGGAGAACCGGGCUCUCCGGGAGUCUGUGGAUAAAAUGUCACUCUCAGAGACCUCAUUCCGGAACGACCCAGAGAAGGUCAGGUUUUACACUGGCUUGCCCAACUACUUUGUAUUUGAGACAGUCAUGUGGCUCCUCGCACCACACAUGAACGGGACCAAGAACAUGGUCAAGCUCUCCAUGUUUCAGCAGCUGCUGCUGACACUAAUGCGUCUCCGGCUUGACCUCAAGAACCAGGACUUGGCCUACCGCUUCGGCGUGAAGGUUGGCACAGUGACCAGGACAGUGCUCAGAAUGGUUAACGUCAUGUCCACCACGCUGGUACCCACGGCUGUCUUCUGGCCCUCCAGGGCUGAGCUCCGCAAGAACCUCCCGGCAGCUCUCCACUCGACGUACCCUGACUGUGCCGUGAUCAUAGACUGCUUCAGGGUGACCCUGGAGAAACCCGGGUCAGAAGUAAACUUGUUGUGUCAGGGGGCGCCAGCAGGGAGCAACACUCUGAAAUACAUGAUAGGCAUGGCCCCGCAGGGCGUGGUCACUUUCGUCUCCAGGGGGUCGCCGGGGAGUGUCAGCGACAAGAGCCUGGCAGAGGGGUGUGGCUUCCUGGGCAAGCUCCUUCCAGGAGACGUGGUCCUGGCCGAUAAGGAUUUGGACAUUGGUGAGUCGGUGGCGGCUCAUGGUGCCCUGCUGAAAAUCACUGGCUGCGAUGGCGGAGAGGGGUCUGAAGGGAGCGAAGGUGUCUCGCUGACAGACAUUUCCCCAGAGAGGCUGAGUGUGCGGAGGCAUGUGGAGACGGUUGUGUCCAUGGUGAAACUAAGGUACUCCAUGCUGACUGGCCCAGUGGAGGUCCCCUUCACGGCCGCUGAGCGGUCAUCCAACAUUUUCACUUUUGAUAAGAUUGUGCAGGUUGCCUGUGCCUUAAACAACCUGUGUAUAUCUGCUACACCCCUAGAGUGACUCUCACUAGUGCUGCUCCAUACGAGCAUUGAUAGCCACUUUAAUGCUUGAACACUUAAAGAAUCUAUAUUUUGGAUGUAAAUGGCAUGUUGAGAAGUGUCCAGACACAUUUCUUGCAAAACUUACCCCAACCAGCGAUAGACGUUCUCAUGCUCAUUCUGCAGUGCCAGUGCGUGAAAAGAAAACAUGAACAAAAGCCCCAACAUCACCCAAAUACGUCCUUUUACUUGUUUUGUAAUUUAUGUACUUCAGAACUUUAUCCGCAACGUUUAAUUUCGUUUUGUACGGCACGAGAGAUACUUCUGUGUGUGCAUGUGAUGGCUAACAUUGAGCAGCCAAAUGGAUAGGUUUACCACAUCCUAUGGAAUACAACGUUGUGGUUAAAGUUUGAAAUGGCACAAUUGCAUGUGUACAACAUCUAAAGACCUGCAUCUGAAUGCAUUUGUUACUUUUAUCCACACACUGGCACUGCAGAACGAAUAUGAGGUAGGUUAUCACUGGUUGGGGUAAGGUCCUCAAAAACAAGUGUCUGGACAUUUGGCCAUAUGCAUCCAAAAUAUAGAUUUAGUUUAAAAAAAGUGAACUUUUUCUUCAAACAUCCUAGCUCCAUUCUACAAUUCCACUCGUAGAUGCUGGAGAGGGGAACUUUUUAUUUGUAUUUUUUCAGAGGGUAUUUGGAUCCAUUUAUCACAAUAUUUUCACUGUAUUACUAUUUUUGCCCCUCUGGAUGUAACUGAGUGAGAAUUUGAAUUACUGAGCUCAUCGACAUUUUUUAAAUGUGGAUAUAUUUCAGAAGGACAUUCCAACAGUUCCAAGUAUUCUAUGAUUGAAUGUACUUUGGUUUUCGACCAUUACUUGGUUCUCAGAGACCAUUGCGUUACUUACAAUGGAUCGAACAGUAGCCUACCGUUUUCCUCAGGUGUUAGUGCUUUAGUUUGAAAUGCUGGUACUGCUGUAACAAAACAGAUGUUUUUACAUGACACAAUGCCUUCCAUUUCAUAUGAAUAACCACGUUUCCAUCCAGUUUUUAUGCGAGUAAAGUCAUACAGUCUAAAAAAAUUUAUGACAGUUUUGAUGGAAACGAAGUUUCGGUACAAUUUUAUAAAUGCUGACAGAUAAUUUGUUAGUUCGACAUGGUGGGAUCUUGUAGUGUCGGUAAAAUUAAUUAUGUGAGAAAUGGCGGCGGAAACGCCUUUGUGCUCAAAUAUUGAUAUAAUAAACAUCAAAUUGAAGUAAAUUUGGAGUCACGUGAUAUGGUGUGUGGUCCUCCCACUACGAUUCGGGAAACCUUGCCGUUUAUUAGGCUACAGAUUAAAUCAAUUAUGAACUUCACACGGUAGUGGAAGUGCACUGUGAUCUUGAUGCUCCUUUCCAAUAAAUAUCGAGUCUUAUUCUGGUGACAUGAUAGCCGAGGCUUGACAAAUAUAUUUUUCCUGCUCUUAUCCAUAAUAAUCUCAUCACAGCAUACCCACACUUUAUCUGCGAGCUGUUGUCUAGAGCGCACGUGUCAAGGCCAGAAUAGGCACAUUUGCUAUUUAAAGCCACAGUUUUUGUGACACAAUUUUUGCCAGAGUUGACAAUGCGAUGGAAACAUAUUGAACUUUAGAUUUGUAUUCAGUACAUGAAAACAUAAGCGAAAAAGUACAUUGUGUGUACAUCACGCACUGAUUUUUAUCCGGAAAAAGUACAUUUGGUGGGAAAAUGUGUAUAUUUUAGUUCUAGAUUCUAGAGUAUUCGUAUGACAAUCUGUCGCCAAUUGGAUAGAAAUAUAGAUAAUGUCAACUGUCCUCAAAAAGCACUGGAAUGUAGGCUAAAACUUUGUCACUUAUGUUGUGGUUUAUGCAUUCUCUGAGCAUGAGUUAAGUGUGUUUCUUCUUUUUUCACGUCCAGUUUGUUCAUGUUAAUAGUGCUGACGGAUGUCAAUCUGCAAGGACAGUCUGUGUAUGGUCUUUGGUUCUGUUGAUUGAGAGGUGCUGGGAAUUUAAUGGUGCAGUUUAGGUGCCUCUUUGUAGAAUCUGAGAGAUAAAUACUUUUCCACUUGUCUCUAACAUGUAGGCUCAGCAUUCCCGAAAAGUCCCAUUACAUCAGAAUGUUGAACAAACUUAACUUAAAUUUACUUUACGUGUGUCUAAGGUAAUCUGAUACAAAAUCCAGAGGGAAGUGUUAUAAACCCGACCUUCAGCACGCUGGUCUGUAUAUCGGUUGAAUUUUUAAUACCGAUGCAAUUCGCAUGUGACAAACGUUUGGACAAUAUGGUGGCGAACACUUACCGCAGAUUGCGAAGAAACGUGCUUCGGACUCCUAUAUUUGGUUACAGUAGGCUAUUGUUUACAUAUUGUGCAUCACAUGCAAUGCAUCGAGAGAUUUUUUUUUUUAAAUCGCGUAAACAACACUACUGUGGAUACCCUACCACCACCCCUCCGACUCCCAAAAUACGCUAAAACGGAUGCGCGCACAUACACCACCUCAUUGCGGAGUCCUACUAGGAAGACUACAUUAACGUUCAAGAGGACUGCCAUGAGCAUGAUGCUGCCCAUUUGCCUAUAAAGUACCUAUUUUGUUUGAAUAUAGAAGGUGAUGUGUAGGAACUUGAAUAUUUGAGUGUUAUUUCUGCUGUGUGCAUCCUUGGGAUGAUGCGGCGCACUCUACGCUGAUAAACCUAUUCUUUGCCAUGUUACAGCCCUAUUCGGACGGGUAUUACUAGAGACGUUGGUUUUGUAAUUAUCCAAGCAUGUGCAUUAUUCCAGAGAACGAUUCACACAGGAUUAGUUUUUCCAAAUUGUCCCCUGUAAUUCUUAAUUUUUUUCCAAAGCCAGUAGGUUUUUAUUGUAGGCGAGAAUGUCAACAUGAUAGAUAUGCGACACGUGAUUGGCUGCUAAAUGUAUAGGUCUCCCCAUAAAUUUACAUGGAUGAAGUGUGAUCAUAAUCAUUAUUUUAGCGAUCCAUCCAUGGUAGACGUCCUUACUAAUGCCCCACAUCUAGCUGAUUUGAGAUGCUGGACCGUAUUUGCACUUGACUAUUUAUGGAUGAGAGUGAAGUUGCCAUUUCCCAAAAAGUUUAAUGGGGAUGCUGCUUUGCGAUCUAUUGCCUAGGACAGGGCUCUCCAAUCCUGUUCGUGGAGAGCUACCAUUCUGUAGGUUCUCUCCAACCCUGUUCGUGGAGAGCUACCAUUCUGUAGGUUCUCUCCAACCCUGUUCAUGGAGAGCUACCAUCCUGUAGGUUCUCUCCAACCCUGUUCAUGGAGAGCUACCAUUCUGUAGGUUUUCACUCCAACCAUAAUCUAGCGCAUCCGAUUCAAUACUUAGCUGGUUGAUAAACUGGAUCAGGUUAGUUGCAACUGGGGUUGGAGAGAACCUACAGGACGGUAGCUCUCCAGGAACAGGGUUGGAGAGAACCUACAGGACGGUAGUUCUCCAGGAACAGAUUUGGAGAGCCCUGUCCAUGGACAUCAAUAGCCAGGCAGGGUUGUAUUAAAUGAGCGAUAGACAAUACUUUGUAUUGCACAUUUAGGCCUAAUUUAAACUGAUGCAUUUGGCUAUGUUCAACUUCAAUUCACUGGCUAAACUAUUCUUCAUAGUGCCAUACUCUGAGCCUAAUAUAAACUUCAUUCUACUUUUGAAUUUACGAGGCAUUGGUAAAUAUAGCUUCCUCGCACGGUUCUGACCGUUUCUGUCUGCCCAGAUUCUCUCCCUCGCCUGCGCCUCUUUCUCUUCACAAUGAACAACGCCAGUGUUUGGUCUUCUGUCUGUUGCAUGUAGAAUAGUUUAUCUACUAAUUGAUAUCCCCUACUAUAAUGAACAUGCGCAAGCCAAGAAAUUGCGAAAUACAGCAUUGCGAUAGCCUAAAUCGUUUGAUUACGGAUCUGACGGUUUGCCUAUUGGCCGAGAUGUCUGGCUGUGCACCUCCACCAUUCGCUCUCAUGCUCGCUCGCUCUUUCUUUAUUUUCUGUGAAAGAUGUGAGAGUUUGUUCUCGAAAUAGAAUACGGAAAAUAGUUUCCCCCGUUGCAAAAAUACUGAAUCUUGAGUCGAUUUCGAAGCUUGACACCCAAAAAUAGGAGUCGACUCCCUACCUAGGUGUCAGAGAGAUGCUAUAGCACAACAUGUUUACUUCUCAUUGCUUAAAUGCACAUUUCAUUGUUUUGCUUACUUUGUGUAUUAUAAUAAGCUGAUGUGCUUUUCUUCACAAUGACGGGAUGCUAUAUAAUGUUGUUGUGUCUAUAACCAUGUUUGCCAGUGACAGUCUCUUCCCAAUUCAAAUAUUAUUUUUUUAAACAAAAAGUUCAGUAACAGACCCAUGGAUGCACACAGCAUAGGCAUGUAUAUUUUUAAUUAAUUUGCUAUUCAUGCAUUAAAGCUCUGACACACUGGUAGGAUUGUCAACCAUUUUCCUGCGGACAGUAUUUAGCACCUCAGAAUGGUGUCAGCAGUCAAUCUCUUUUUUGUGUUCACGCAGCAAAGACCUUGAAAGUUGUCAGCCACUCAAUCAUAUUAAAAUACUCCAAACCAGAAGUUGGUGAUGCUUAUCCGUGCAUAUUGCUUAUGGUCUCGCUAUCUGCACUAAUGUUGCUAAUUUGUAGAAAGCCCUUGUUGAUACGAGCUAGAUGACGAAAAAACAAUUUAUUUCCCUCUCCAUAAUCCCAUAGCCAAAUUGUUUUGCUAGUUAACCUUGGCAUAUUCACCAGCUAGCACAACGAGCUAGCUAGCUAAGGACGCUGGACUAACUAACUCUGCAGUUAGCUAAUCAAUUGUGAUAGAAUUAUGUCAAUACUAGUUAGUGGUUAGAGAUCUUGGAAGUAUUUAGUGUUGUGUGCAUUUAGUUAGCUAGCUAGCUACACUACAUUCCCAUAGCCUACAUUGCAUAUGAAGUGUGACUGGCUCGUCCAUGGAUGUAAGGAGAAAAUGCCCUGUUUCACCCCCUUUUUUGGGCUCGCACACUUGGGGGUUCAUGAUCUCUACUUGGCUCAAAGUGAAGUUGUUGGCCACUGACAAGUUUAUCUAUUCUACAAGUACAAUCAUUAGACCGGGUCGGCAUGCAGCAGGUACAGCUUUUCUUCUGUAAACAUAAAGAACGACAUCCUACUGUUGUUAUGUGUACCGAUCGGCAGUGAGAUUCUUGGUAUUUCAUUCUUUACAAUUAAUUUCAAAAUAUUAAGUUAUUGCACUACUCUUGAUUGUUAUUUACCUGUGCAAUGUUCUUGUGUAUGAAAAGCAUGUAAGACCCAUAGCCUGCCCUAUUCCAUGAUGCAAAUGAUUAUCAGCCUCCUUUUGAUGUCAAGGGUUAUUUGUUGUGUUCAUUAUUUGCCUAUGAAUAUAAACCAAAUAUUAAUA
This is a messenger RNA of Oncorhynchus masou masou (cherry salmon), 7189 nucleotides long. RefSeq lists its product as uncharacterized. The transcript is spliced from 3 exons. The record is from RefSeq and is a predicted model, not a curated record. NCBI's taxonomy places the organism in Eukaryota, Metazoa, Chordata, Actinopteri, Salmoniformes, Salmonidae. The coding region runs from base 215 to 1861 and encodes 548 amino acids.